CUAGCCUACUAGGUGCACCCUUGGCAGUCUUGUUGCACUCUCCUUACGGUGCACGGUCGUCUCAUUUCCCACACUCCCCCUAGAAAGUAUGCAAGGCAACGAAGAAAGCGAGCCAAUUCUGAAGAUACGCGAGGUUAAGAAGGACAGCGUCAACUUCACAUUGGAGAAUGUAGACCUUGCACUCGCCAAUUCCAUUCGACGCGUCGUAAUGGCAGACAUUCCGACUGUAGCUAUCGACAUGGUCGAAGUGCAGGCCAACACGACCGUCCUUCCUGACGAGUUUAUUGCCCAUCGCUUGGGAAUGGUACCACUAGUCAGCACAAACUGUGAUGAGGCUAUGCGACUACUACGAGACUGCACAUGCGAAGAAGGAUGUCAGUUUUGCUCGAUUGAACUAAGACUCGACAUCUCUUGUCAUGAUAAUCGCACGUUGGAGGUCACAAGCAAUCAUCUUGAAGUAGUUCCAUUUCCCUUUCAGGAUACCGCCGAAUCUCUCUCUGGUGACGAGCUUUCCAAGCGCAGUGAAGACUUUGGACAUCCCGUAGGGAAAAAUGACCCUUCUGCGCAACCAGUGCUGAUUUGCAAGAUGCGCAAAGGACAAGAGCUCAGAAUAAAAUGCAUUGCAAAGAAGGGUAUAGCUAAAGAACACGCCAAGUGGUCUCCAUGUUCUGCCGUCGCGUUUGAGUACGACCCCUAUAAUAAAUUACGGCACACCACCUAUUGGUUCGAGGCCGACGAGCGGGCGGAAUGGCCUGUCAGCGAGAACGCCAAAGAGGAGGACGCGCCCAGGGAGGACGAAGUGUUUGACUAUAACGCAAAGCCCCGAAAGUUCUAUCUCGAAGUUGAGACGGACGGGAGUCUUGGGCCACAAGAAGUCAUGAUGAAGGGCCUUACUGAGCUGCAAACAAAGCUGGCGAACUUAAUCCUGGGUCUCAAAGCCCCGCCUGAUUCUGAUAUGUUUGCCGCAGGCGAUGGUGCAGUAAAUCUGAACGGAGCGGGUCCAUCAGAACAGCAAGGCUGGGGACAGGGACCCUGGGGAGGUCAGGUCGGUUCUGGUGGGGGUGCCAGCCCUUCGGGUGCCGGUGGUCAAUGGGGAUCGGCGAGUGGAUCCGGCGGAAGCUGGGGCACUGGGCAGGGAGCAUGGGGAAAUGCUGGAAAUACCAGUCCAUCACAUAAUGGCGUCGCUGGGGCCGGUGGCUGGGGAUCCAGCUCUACGACGGCAGGGUCAAACGCAUGGGGAGGUCAGACCAAUCCUGGGGAUGGCACUAGUGGCGGCGCAUGGGGUGGCCAGGGUGGAUGGAGCAGCCCGCGUGCGACGCAUUCGCAGACCGGAUGGAACAUAUGAUCCACUUGGCUCGAGGAGGUGGUUCAUUGACGUCGGCGUGCUGCUUUCCUUUGCCUAAUAAUGGCCUACCGAAUCCUGGAUGUACACUACACAUUCCAUCUACACCUUCUCUGAGUGCCCC
This is a messenger RNA of Coniophora puteana RWD-64-598 SS2, 1466 nucleotides long. RefSeq names its product insert subdomain of RNA polymerase alpha subunit. Lineage: Eukaryota; Fungi; Basidiomycota; Agaricomycetes; Boletales; Coniophoraceae. Gene Ontology annotation, cellular component: RNA polymerase II, core complex. The transcript has 7 exons. Gene Ontology annotation, molecular function: DNA-directed RNA polymerase activity; protein dimerization activity; DNA binding. The record is from RefSeq and is a predicted model, not a curated record. Gene Ontology annotation, biological process: DNA-templated transcription. The coding region runs from base 89 to 1345 and encodes 418 amino acids.